CCGUCAGGGGGUCUGAUGAGAUCAAAAGGGCGGGACGGGAUCCUCCCCCAGUCCAAAGGUCCCACUCCAGCCAUCUCUCCUUCCACACAGAACCAGCUGAACCCUGAAACGAACAACAUGUCCUCCUGCCUGAGCCUCGUCAUCAGCCUCACGCUGCUCGCCGUUGGAUUCAACCUCCUGAGUUCAGCAGUCCCUCUGCCCUCUGAAGACUCAAUGAUGGACAACAUCACCGACCACCAGAACGGAUCCACAUUCCUGUACUUCGCUUACGGCAGUAACCUGCUGAAGGAGAGACUGCAGCUGAAGAACCCGUCAGCAACUGUGUACUGUGUGGCCAAACUCAAGGACUAUAAACUGGUCUUCGGGAAUCAUAAAGGACUAGCGAGUCAGCGGUGGCACGGCGGUGUUGCGACCAUCGAGCACAGCCUGGGUGACGAGGUGUGGGGCGUCGUGUGGAGGAUGAACAUGUCGGACCUCGACUCCCUGGACAGUCAGGAGAAUGUGAAAAUGGGCACCUACAGCCCAGUGGAAGUGAACGUCUCCACCAGCGUCCAGGACUUCAGCUGUCGGACGUACAUCAUGAACAGCUGCAUUUAUGCGCCACCUUCACCGCAGUAUCUACAGGUUAUUGUGAUGGGCGCGAAGCAGAACGGUCUGCCGGAGGACUAUCAGGAGAAACUCAGGUCUAUCGAAACCAACAAAUACGAGGGACCUCUGUCUGUGAUGGAAGAACUGAUGAAAGCUUUUAAAAAAAACAGAGAACGGACAGAAGAGAUUCAGUCUGAUGAUUAGCGUCGGAUUCUCCUCUUAAAUGGUGUUUGUGUGCACUCUUAUCUGUAGUCUACAGAAUGUACACCACAGCACAAUGCUAAUAGACGGGUUAGUUCAGUUGUUUUUUUAAGCAGAGGGGAAGAAUGUGCAGUAUUUGUAACGUACGGUAGCAAAACAGUUGCAUAAAGUAUUUUUUGCUGGCA
Messenger RNA from Labeo rohita (rohu), 974 nucleotides. It is a transcript of the gene ggctb, whose product is annotated as gamma-glutamylcyclotransferase b. NCBI's taxonomy places the organism in Eukaryota, Metazoa, Chordata, Actinopteri, Cypriniformes, Cyprinidae. Bases 16 to 792 code for a protein of 258 amino acids. The transcript is spliced from 5 exons. The record is from RefSeq and is a predicted model, not a curated record. Gene Ontology annotation, molecular function: gamma-glutamylcyclotransferase activity.